AUGGGCCGAUUCGGUUUCAAAAAGUCCGGGGACGACAACGAGGAGGAUUCCUCCAACCGUCUGGCACUUUUCGGCUCCCGGUCGAAGAGCAAGAGUCCGGCACCACCUGCCAACCCCUACGCUAAACCCAUCCCGACAGACCCUUACACCAAGGCCAAGAUCCAGGCGGGAGUGGCCCCUCUACCGGCGGGAGAACACCCUCCACCAAGCGGCCCUUCGGGCGCUCACAAUAUUCCCGGCGACAACAAACAGCAGGGCUAUGCGCCGAACAAAUACGGAAACCAGGGCGGCUAUGGAUCCGAUCGCUUUGGCGGCGGGGGUGCUGCCCCUGCGGCGUCCCGGUACGGCCCUGGCGGCUAUGGGGGGCUAGGCAGUGCCGAUCCCAAUGACCCCGCGGAUAGCAACAGAGAUGCUCUUUUCGGUGGCGCUCGCGAACGUGUCCAGCAACAGCAGCAGGCCGGUGGCCCUCCCCCUCCUUAUUCCGAAGGAUCAGCGGCCUACGGCGGCGGCAGCAAUGAGUACAAUACAUCCACUUACCAGGAGCGGAACCUCACUGCCGAGGAAGAGGAGGAGGAGGAAAUCCAGACUAUUAAACAGGAUAUGCGGUUCAUCAAGCAGGGUGACGUCGCUUCGACUCGGAAUGCCCUCCGUAUUGCUGCACAGGCCGAGGAGACGGGACGAGAGACUCUUGCCCGUCUGGGUGCCCAGGGAGAGCGGAUUCAUGAUGCCGAGCGGAGCUUGGAUGUUGCCACCGUGGAGGGUCGCAUUGCGGAGGAGAAAGCCAAGGAGCUGAAGACACUCAACAAGAGCAUGUUUGCGGUCCACGUGUCCAACCCUUUCACCAGUGCUCGGCGGCGCCGGGAGCGUGAUGAGCGGAUCUUGAACACGCACCGAUCGGAGCGGGAUACUCGCGAGGGUACCGAGAAGGAGGCCUUCAAGACCAACCAGCGCAUGGAGCGCACGUUCCGAGAGAUCGAUAGAGAAGCGGCCAAGCAGACCACACGCAGCCGGACGAACGUCACCGAGCGUGCCAAGUAUCAAUUCGAGGCGGACAGCGAGGAUGAGGCGAUGGAAGAUGAAAUCGAGCAGAACCUGGAUCUGCUGUCGGGAGCUGCGGGUCGUUUGAACGGACUGGCCCGGGCCACGGGUCGCGAGCUAGACGAACAGAACCGCCAUCUGGAGCGGAUCACAGCCAAGUCCGACUUUGUGGACGACCAGAUUGCCAUGAACCGGGCCAAGCUGGACCGAAUCCGCUAGGCUGUUGCUAGACCAUCCUGACUGCCUGGAGCUGUCGAUUCCGUCUGCAUAUCACCGCUUCUAUCAUCCUGCUUCUAUCAUCUUGGCGUUAUGGGUAUUAUCUAUUGCUCUUUGCAUAGGAGGAAGUAAUAGUGCGAAUAGAGAUGACGCUCCUGACCGAACAAGGUCACCGAUCUACUUCGGUCAGAUCAUUGCUUCAAGCUGCUCAUAGCUGCUCCUGGAAGACUCCAGCGAUUCGUCGUAGCUUCUUCUAAGUUUGCAAUUUUCUCUAGAGUUUUGCACGAGGCUCCUUUCCAAUCUGGCCUCAAGGGCACGCUCCGUCUCUCCCGGGGACCACCAUUCUACCUAAUCCAGC
Molecule: messenger RNA, 1612 nt
Organism: Aspergillus ibericus CBS 121593
Lineage: Eukaryota; Fungi; Ascomycota; Eurotiomycetes; Eurotiales; Aspergillaceae
Product: putative plasma membrane SNARE protein (Sec9)
Exons: 2
Coding region: 1-1257 (418 amino acids)
Biological process (GO): exocytosis; vesicle fusion
Cellular component (GO): SNARE complex; plasma membrane
Molecular function (GO): SNAP receptor activity; syntaxin binding
Source: RefSeq, a predicted model, not a curated record